AAACUUCACCAACUCAAGAGAGGAAUCUAAGAAAGGAGUAGUUUAAUUUGCCUUUUUUAAGAUAUACUCAACUUGCACCACAUAAACCUCAGCAGCAAAACACUGAACUUGUAAUGUCGGCAACAAAUUAAAGUAGUUUUCCCAUCCCACUUUGUUCAUCAAAACACAGCUUUCAUCUGAAUUAUUUUUCAAGAAAGUGAUCCCUCAACCUAACUCUCUCUCUCUACAUAUAUAUAUAUAUAUAGCAAAUUAUAAACACACACUACCAUGGUUUAUUGAAGGAAUGAUGAUAUCUGGCAUGGCUGCUUCUCUGCUUGGAGUAAGCUUCUGGCUCUACUUAGCAAGCCGAGGCUCAACAGGUGUCGUCUCUCAGAGUGCGAAUGGAACAGUGCAUAUCAAUGGAUCUUCUUCCAUUGCAGAGAUAGACGAAGAUUUCGUCUGUGCUACAAUGGACUGGUGGCCGCCUACAAAAUGCGACUACGGCACUUGCAGCUGGGGAAGUGCUUCACUUCUCAAUCUGGAUUUGAGCAACAAGGUUCUGCUAAACUCAAUGAAAGCCUUUUCUCCUCUGAAAAUCAGACUUGGUGGAACUCUGCAAGACAAACUCAGAUACCAAACAUCAAAUGAUACAACUCCAUGCACUCAAUUCAUCAGGAAUAGCUCUGAGAUGUUUGGAUUCACUCAAGGCUGCUUGCCCUUAUCGCGAUGGGACGAGCUCAACAUCUUCUUCAAAACAGCAGGAGCCAAGGUCAUAUUUGGUCUGAACGCGCUGACUGGUCGAACCAUUGGAGCCGGUGGGGUAUGCACCGGAGCUUGGGAUCCUACCAAUGCAGAGUCUCUAAUGUGGCACACUGUCAACAAUGGCUACACCAUCCAUGGGUGGGAGCUUGGGAAUGAACUGAGUGGCAACGGCGUAGGAGCAAGCGUUGCAGCUGAUCAAUACGCAGCUGAUGUGAUCACACUUGACCGCAAAGUGCAGGAGAUCUAUAAGGGCUUCAACACCAAGCCCUUGGUUCUUGGGCCGGGCGGCUUCUUUGAUAAAACUUGGUUCACAAGAUUCGUCAACGCAGCCUCCGGAUCACUUCAAGUCGUCUCACACCACAUUUACAAUCUUGGGCCAGGAGUGGACGAUCAUUUGAUUGAAAAGAUACUCGACCCAUCGUAUCUUGAUGGCGAAGCGGAGACAUUUAAGGAUCUUGAGAGCAUUGUGAAGAGCUCAGCAAGUAGAGGUGUUGCAUGGGUUGGUGAAGCUGGAGGGGCUUAUAACAGUGGCAGAAAUCUUGUCACAAAUGCAUUUGUGUUUAGUUUCUGGUAUCUGGAUCAGAUGGGGAUGUCUGCUACCUAUGAUACCAAGACAUACUGCAGACAGUCCUUCAUUGGCGGGAACUACGGUCUAAUCGACACCAACACCUAUGUUCCCAACCCCGAUUACUAUAGUGCACUUCUUUGGCAUCGUCUCAUGGGAAGGCGAGUUCUGUCAACAAACUUCAACGGGACGAGCAAGAUCCGCACCUAUGCUCAUUGUUCCAAGAAUAGGAAUGGAAUCAUAUUACUACUGAUCAAUCUGGACAACACUACUACAGUUGAAGUUGGGGUUUCUGUUGAAAAUGGUGGUGUGUCAAACGAGAAGCUGACGCUUGAGCAGCCUGCUCGACUAACACGAAAGGCAGUCAGAUACAGAGAAGAAUACCAUCUAACUGCAAAAGAUGGAGACUUGCAUAGCAGAACAAUGCUUCUAAAUGGGGAAAUACUGCAACUAAAUUCAUCAGGGCAAAUACCUCCAUUAAAUCCUAGAAGAGUAGACUCCUCACUACCUAUAACUGUUGCUCCCUACUCCAUACUAUUUGCUCGGAUACCCAUCAGCCUCCCCGCUUGCAAAUAACCAUAGCCAACAUAUAUAGAUUUCGAAUGUAAUCUGUAUCAAUAAGUAAAUGUAGUUUCCUACAGAGUAAUAAGCAAUAAAAUUGACGGAGAAUCAAAAUUCCAGUUACAGAA
Salvia miltiorrhiza (redroot sage) is the source of this 1995-nucleotide messenger RNA. Its product is annotated as heparanase-like protein 3. The record is from RefSeq and is a predicted model, not a curated record. Gene Ontology annotation, molecular function: beta-glucuronidase activity. Gene Ontology annotation, cellular component: plant-type cell wall; membrane. NCBI's taxonomy places the organism in Eukaryota, Viridiplantae, Streptophyta, Magnoliopsida, Lamiales, Lamiaceae.